This is a messenger RNA of Fonsecaea monophora, 1077 nucleotides long. RefSeq lists its product as hypothetical. Lineage: Eukaryota; Fungi; Ascomycota; Eurotiomycetes; Chaetothyriales; Herpotrichiellaceae. The transcript has a single exon. The record is from RefSeq and is a predicted model, not a curated record. Bases 1 to 1077 code for a protein of 358 amino acids.
AUGGCUGGCAUCUCAGUCAUCGCCGCUUUUCCUCUCCUUUUGGUCUUCAAAUGCCUGCCUAUCUGGAAACACGGUCGUCAGAUCAAGAUCAAGUUCUCACCAAAUGACCUUUCUGGCGUCGAUAUCAUUGUCGUCAUGGCCGUCUUCCUCUGGAGGUCUCUCAGAUACUCCAUCCUUUCGACUUGCAUGCGCAUCUCUGAGGAGCCCAGGUCCCCAAGCGGUGACGAACUGUCACUGGUCAUGCCAUUUCGAGUGACACGAGCAGACCUUGACGCAUAUUCAAGGGCGAUCCGGGACCAACCAGUCACAGCCAAUGUUGAGUUGGUGGGAGCCCAGUUGCUUCUCUUCCUAUCGGCUCUAAGUGAACCAGCCAUGCUGCUGCUCUUGGCCCACCCGGCGUGCAGAGUGCGGCCGCUAGGCGCCGUCAACGUGAGAAACCGAAUUGAACUGCUGAGACCUGAAAUAUGUACGGUGCAGGCUUUGACUUCUUUGAAUGGAGCUUUCUUGACGGCAAGGCUCUCAAAGGAUUUCCGCACCGUCAGACGCGGUUUCGAGGUCGACCUCGUGGUAAGCUUACAUAUUCCAAGCAAGGAUUCGCACGAGUCGACCAUCGCCUUUCGGCAACAUUUCACAAUCUUACAGUUUGCGAAAGUCCAUGCAGGGAUAGCAACUACUAGUACUGAACAACGACGAGAUGGACCUCACAAUGGGGUAGCCACCCCAGCCUGGUCGGAUUCAAAACCACUAACCGUCGAGUAUAAUGAUCCAGGAUCCUGGGCAAGGCUCUGCAAGGAUUACAACCCGAUACACACCUCAGCCCUCGCUGCAAAGCUUUUUGGUUUCCCAGGAAAACUGGCUCACGGCAAUCAUGUCGGUGCUUUGGCUGCGAAAUGCAUUACAAGUACCACUCUUGCGGAUCAAGAUGACCCGUUGUUCAUGGAAAUUACGUUCAAGCGGCCAGUGGUUGUCCCUGCACAAUUGGACCUCAGAGUCUCUUCUGAUGUGGAUGUGACACGAUUUCAAAUUCUUAGCAAGAACAAAGUCAGCAUCGAAGGCACAGUUGGCCAGCUCAAAUAG